Molecule: messenger RNA, 594 nt
Organism: Fonsecaea erecta
Lineage: Eukaryota; Fungi; Ascomycota; Eurotiomycetes; Chaetothyriales; Herpotrichiellaceae
Exons: 4
Coding region: 1-594 (197 amino acids)
Source: RefSeq, a predicted model, not a curated record
AUGCACAAGUUGUUGUGUAUCGACUCGCCCAAGGGUUUUCCUGCCUCGAAUGAUGCCAGCUGGACCUACACGUCGCGCCGAAAGCCGCUGCCGUUCAAGGAGGCCACAUUGAUGGUGAAGGUACGCAUGAAACCGGCGAACUACGACAUCCAAUUCAACAACUGCCAGCGCUUUGUCCGAACACUGGUGCGCAGAAUCCCUGUUCGCGAAGAGAAGUCGAUAAUCGGCAUCUGGGUCACGAUCCUACGAGUAUAUCGGAUGUUCCCGGUUUCCUUCUUCGCCACGGCCUAUGAGUACAGCAAAGGCUCCAUCGAGGAUCUUCUGCCGCAAAAUGGCAAGGCUCAGUUAUCACAGGCCGCCUUUUUCCUCCUCACCGCGGGCCGUCUGUUCGGAUUUCUGAUUAUGGUCAGGGAGCCGAAAGGGUGGGAUGUUGUCGAAGAACGCUGGAAUUACAUCUGGUUGCUGCAGACGUUGGGAAUCGAGAAUCCCGAGCUGCGGGAGGUAUACUUGCGUGGAGCGUUCGACGGCCCAAGUGGAAUGAGAAAUUUCGUGCAUUUCUUCUCCAGGGAGCGCAUGUUCCUACGAACUGCGUAG